This is a messenger RNA of Varroa destructor (honeybee mite), 856 nucleotides long. Its product is annotated as heat shock protein hsp-16.2-like. The record is from RefSeq and is a predicted model, not a curated record. Lineage: Eukaryota; Metazoa; Arthropoda; Arachnida; Mesostigmata; Varroidae.
AAGGACGCGGUCAUUCUGUAACGUCGAUGCGGUGAAGCAUUGGCUGUAACGAUUGAUCGCGUCGAAUACGACGUCUUUCUCUGUCAGAAAAUACAAGGCGAUACGAAACGCAGAGUGCAGUUUUCGCAGAGUCGUGUGCUUCGCGGUGCAUUGAAGAUAAGCUGAACUGAAGUGGCAUCAUGUCGUCGGAUAGCGCGUGCAACCGCUCCCACGAUGGUGAUCGCAGCGUAGCGCAUUGGACGCCAUUUAGUAUGGCGAGCCCGGUGUCAAUCAUAGGAUGGUUCGACAACCAGGUAUCCCGUCUUCAGGAAGACCUGUUUAGGCACCGGUUCUUUGAUAUGCCUGAAAUUCCGCAAGUUGUUUUCGACCCGCAGCGUCGAUCGCGAUUAUUUGACGCGCUUUUCUCACCGUCGGUUGAGGAGUAUGAUACUAUGCCAUCCUUCCGCACGAACCCAUCCAAAAAUCAAAUUGAAUGCCAACUGCCUACCGGCUGUGGUGAUUUUUUCCGCCCGGAGGAUGUGGAAGUGAACGUUUCGGGCCGUAAUGUCGAAUUUAAAGCUCGUCGUGAACAGAAGUCAGCUGAUGGUCACAGUUACGCAGUGCGUGAAGUGCGCAGGAUGGUGACGGUACCAGAAACGGCAGAUAUUAAUGGGCUGCACGCUGAAUUUGCACCCAACGGGAAGCUAAUGAUAUCUGCACCGCUUCUAACCCCACCAAAAGCUAUCGAGCAGCCGAAAGCAACUGCACCCGUCCCAAUUAAAAUAAACCGCCUAUAAAUUUUCGUUUUUGCUUUACUGGGACACUCUGUAACCGUGGUAGUUGUGACAGAUGGUGUCUGUGUGGAAUUUACGGAAUA